UCGUCAAGCUCCGAUUGUUGGAUGUAAUCUUGGAAAAGUGGUUAAAGGAGAAAAUCUUCACCCUUCAAGAUCUCGUUACCAGAUUCGAUUAACCUAUAUUACACAAAGUGACAAGCGCGGUCAAACGACCCCGCAGUUUAUGGAAAUUGAUUAAAUAACGUCGCUAAUCGAAUUGCGAGACGUCCCAGUUAAUUGAGUACAUGGCGAUAAAUACCAUCCAAACACAACGAUACUGAAAGUACGCAAAGCUGUCACGCCGAAUAAGUGGCCUGUAUACGCGAGCGCCUGUUCGAGGCAUUGGAAACAACAAAACAAGCGAUUCGAUUAAACGAGAGAGGAGAGUGCGAUCUACUGUUUACGGUUCGUACAGCGGAUACGAUCGUGUAUGACUUGACUCCGCGAGAGUCAAACAGUUUCAUUAGUCUGUCUGUAAUUGCGGUGUCAAAGACGUCAACCGAUCAUCAACUUAACAAUCUAUUGAGGAUCACUUAAGAAAGCGAUCAACCCUUAACCACGUCCAUUUGUCUAUGUCAAUCGAAAAAAAUGCGCUCGUUGUGCCUCUGAUUGCACUUCUAGUGACACUGACCUACACCAAUGCUGACUGACUCCCUUUGCGAGUCGAAAUAGAGCUCCCCGCGAACAUGGACUUCCUCAAGCGAUGCUUCAUCAAGCGGCCCUCGCCGGACGACAUGGCCGACGGGCUGGAAACGGAGCAGGAGUACACGGCCCGGUGGAACUCGAUUCGGAUCAUAUAUUACACGAUGUUCCUGAUGUCGCUGGGAUUUAGCAUAAUUUUGACCGGCGUUUGGCCGUAUUUAGAUAAGUUAGACCCACACGCUGGUAAGGAGUUCAUGGGUUGGAUCGUCGGCGCUAACCCCGUUGGCCAGAUGAUCUUCAGCCCGCUGGUCGGUUGGUGGGGUAACCGACUUGGCUCGAUUCGGCUUCCCUUGUUGUGUUCAUUGGCGUUGUUUUCGAUCGCCAGCGGGAUCUACUCCACGCUGGAGGUCUUCACGACCCAUCGAAAGUACUGGAUGCUGUACUCGCGCUUCCUGAUUGGCGUCAGCUCGUCCAGUAUCGCUGUUUGUCGAUCGUACCUGUCGGCGGCGACCAAGGUCAGCGAGCGGACCGGGGCCGUUUCGAUGGUUUCGCUAGCGCAGACGUUGGGCUUCAUCGUGGGACCGGCGCUGCAAGGAUUGGUCACCCCGCUGGGUGAUCGCGGCUUUCCGCUGAUCCGGAACAAGCUGCACCUGAACAUGUACACCGCGACCGGCUGGAUCAACGUCAUCAUGGGCAUCAUGAACUUUUGCCUGUUUUUGCCCUUUAUCUUCAAGGAACGGCGGAUUGCGGCGAAAGAGGCGAUGAUCAAGCGCGGUAUGGAGUCCGAGAAGGAGACCUGGAAGCUGCUCAAGCCGGAUUACGUGUCCGCGUGGUCACUGAUCUUUGCAUUCUUCAUUCUGGUGUUCAACUUUGUGUUUUUGGAAACCCUCGCAACUCCUCUAACCAUGGACAUGUUCGCCUGGACCAAGGCGGAAGCCCUGUACUACAUGGCUUGGGUUAUGGCCGUCGGUGCCAUCGUGGCCAGCGUAACAUUCGUAAUGAUCGCACCGCUCUGCAAGCGAUUCAAAGAAUACAACGUCCUGCUGUGGGGUGGAUUCUUUCUGAUGGUGCUCGGUCGUGCCGUGUACAUGCCCAUGGGAGACAACCCUCCCAAGCUGGCGAUUCCGGACAACACCAGCAUCGCGCUGCGUCACCACGCGGAACCGUACGUGUACGGGUCAAACUUUACCGAAGUCUACUCCAACCUCACCAGAGUAGACUUUGGCGGUGACAACUCCACCGACGUGGAAGCCCUGCUGGAAGAGGAACUACUCGGUUGUCCACCCUCCCAGGAGUGGUGUAAAACAACCAAAGGAAUGACCAUUUCGCAGUUCCUGUUGGGUUACGCCUUCACCGCGAUCGGGUACCCCAUCGGAGUCACGCUGAUCACGACCAUCUUCUCUAAAAUUCUUGGCCCACGACCGCAAGGCACCUGGAUGGGACUGAUGACCGGUUCGGGGUGCCUCUCGCGAGCCAUGGGACCGGUGUUUCUGUCCACAAUCUACACCAAACUGGGACUGUACUGGACGUUCGGUUCAACUGCCCUAAUGAUGGCCGGAACCAUGCUCUGGUUGUGGCAUGUUAGGAAACGCCUCGUCCCAAAAGACUUCGACAUCCCGACGGCCGGCCAAGAGCUGCUGACGGUGGCCGCCAAGAAGGACCCCGAGAAUCCGGUGGUCGAUCCGUCCGAAGUGGAGAAACUCAACAGCGAUAGCGCGGAAAAGGUGGAGGAGAAACCGCCGCCGGCGACGGCAGCCAUUGAAGACAGCAAACGUUAAGUCUGAUAUUACUUACGAUGUUAAGACGAAGGAGGUUAGGUUUAGGCGAAGCGGACGCACAGAUCAAUCAUAGCCCAAAUUGUGUUUACAGGAAGAGACGAUGAAAGAUUUACAAUUUUUGCAGCGUGAUGGU
Culex quinquefasciatus (southern house mosquito) is the source of this 2508-nucleotide messenger RNA. RefSeq names its product major facilitator superfamily domain-containing protein 8 (gene Cln7). The coding region runs from base 642 to 2375 and encodes 577 amino acids. The transcript is spliced from 5 exons. Gene Ontology annotation, cellular component: lysosomal membrane. NCBI's taxonomy places the organism in Eukaryota, Metazoa, Arthropoda, Insecta, Diptera, Culicidae. Gene Ontology annotation, biological process: transmembrane transport. The record is from RefSeq and is a predicted model, not a curated record. Gene Ontology annotation, molecular function: transmembrane transporter activity.